Messenger RNA from Chrysoperla carnea, 3055 nucleotides. RefSeq lists its product as uncharacterized. Lineage: Eukaryota; Metazoa; Arthropoda; Insecta; Neuroptera; Chrysopidae. Gene Ontology annotation, biological process: chemotaxis; neuronal signal transduction. Gene Ontology annotation, molecular function: microtubule binding. The transcript is spliced from 4 exons. The record is from RefSeq and is a predicted model, not a curated record. Bases 51 to 3050 code for a protein of 999 amino acids. Gene Ontology annotation, cellular component: rough endoplasmic reticulum membrane; nuclear membrane.
UGUGCGGGUGUGUGUGUGUUUUUAUUCUGUGUACAAUCAAAUGAAUUAAAAUGGAUAUACCCCAAUGGAAAAAGGAAUUAAUAAAUCGAAAACGUUAUCAAAACAAGUGUUUGUCUGCAGGCAGACAAGGACAAGUACACCAACUGUCAUUCCCCUCUUUAUUAAAAUCAUCAAAUCAAACAACAGCUGCAACACAAAAUGUUGAGGUACACUGUAGUACGACAAACGUUGAUGAUUUUGAUGGUAAUAAUGAUGAUACAAUCACUUCUAACUGUAAUGCAUUAACCAGUUCUGAAGCCGACUUAGUUCGAGUCGGUUGUUCACAUUUACCGUCAACAACAACAUACAAAACACAAAAUUUAUUUAACAAAAAAUGUGAUAAAAAACAAUCUAACAAAAUGGUUCAAAAUAAUAGUGCUAUGUUACAACAAAAUGGUGAUUUUUUUAUAAAUAAUAAUAAUAAUAAUAUUAAUAAUCAUACAAGCGAUGAAAAUAGUGAUGAUACCGAUUCAAGUGAAGAAUUACAAUACGGUCCGGGUAUCGUGAAUAAAUUAAAAUGUCGAUAUUUAAGUUUAACAUUACGUGAAACAAAAAUUAAAUCUCGUCCUUCAGUUCUACGACGAGCUGCAUCUUUAGAACAUAUUUUAGAUGAGAAACCAUCAUGCGAUGGAGAUCUUGAAGAUGGUGGUGCUAUUAUUACACAAACAAAUCGAUUAUUUAUAUCACAUGGCGAGAAUACACAUGGCGUUAAUACAGGAGGUACAAAACAUAAUAUUAGUUCACGCAGUCGAUCAAAUCGGUAUAAUUCUACGCGUAAUGGUGAUUCUAUGAAACGUGCUCGGUCUGUUGAAACAUUAUUACGUUAUAGUUCAUCAUCAACUUUAAUCGAAAAUGGUAAUGUUAAUUUAAGUAAAGAAAGUGUUAACGAAGAUAUUGUGAUUAUCGAUAAAGAUGGUAACGAACAAAAACCAGAAGUUACAAAAUCUAUACCCACUCCAGGACAACGAAUAAAUCGUCCAAAACGUAUAGCUCCUUUAAUGGAUGAAACUGAGCGUCCUCCAAUUAAUGUAGUUAAAUCAAAAUUAAAAAUAUUUGAAUCAACCGCAAAUCGGAAGUUACGUUCAGUUAAACCAGUUGGAGAAGUUGCAGUGAAAAUUGAUAAAUUCAAAACAAUUAUUGAGAAAGAUCGAAAGAAACCAGUGAUAAGACCAAAACCACCCCAAUUAGAAUCAAAAUCUGCAAAAGCCAAACAACAAGUUAAUAAUAACACUACACCCAAACAAAUUGAAUUAGUUAAAUGUACAGUGGAAACACCAAAACCAGAAGUGGAACUACCAAAAACUCAAAGACCGGAUAUAUCAAAGAUAACGGAAUUAUUUGAAAAAUCUAGUUUGGAUGGUAGUGAAAUAUCACGAUCAUCACCGGCACCACCUAGUCUACAUAAUGAUAUUAUUACCUCUGUUGAUGUAAAUCAUCAUCAAACGUCAUCCAAAGAACCAGAACCAGAAAUUUUGCCAAUCAGUCUCCAACCAACAAGCACAAUUAAUGAUGAAAUAAACAGUGCCAAAGAAUUAGUAUCAGAAACAUCACCACUUAUGUUGCCACCGAAUGGAUUUAUCGAUGAACAAUCUUUGGAAAAUAAUAUAUCAAUACCUGACGUGAAAAAACUCAGUCCCACUUCUGAAGACGAGAAUGAUAUGGCAAAAAUAGUUCCAAAAAAUGCAAUUGAAAAUAUUAGUAAUGCGAGCACAACAACUUUAUACAAAUUUGAUAAUAGUCCCAAAUCAAAAUCACAUUUACCCGGAUACAAUAAUGGUGUAACUAAACCCGUGGAACAACCGAUUCCUUCACCGGUCAAACGAGAACCGCCACCUUUACCAAAAGUUCCACCACGAACCAUACAUUCAGUUACGAAAAAAUCAUUAAAAAAUGUGGAACCAAAAAUUGCAGAUGAUCGAAAACCAGUGGAACCGUUAAAUGUAAUCAUAAAAGAUUCGGAAAAGGAGCAAAAUGGGCUUGUUCAAAUCAAUUCAGCCUUAAUUAUAUCAAAUAACAGUACAACAUGCCAAUCUGCUCCUGUUUUAGAAACAACACUUCCUCCAACGGGAUUAACAAAUCGGGAAAUCGAGAAAAAUUUAAUAAAUCGUGUAAAAACAGAACAAUGUAAUAAUAAAUUAGCAACAGUGGACAAUAGUUGUUCGUCAGUGAAAAGUGAUGAAAAAAAUUGUGAACAGACAACAGGUGGUAGUUUGCUGAAGGUCACACCACCUAAAGUUACAAAUAAUAGUGGUAAUAGUAGUAGUUUGUGGAAUCAAAAACCUUGGCAUCAACAGCAUAGUAAUACUAUGGUUUUUAACUUUUCUAAUCGUACAGAAGUGCCGGAUUAUAUUGAGAAUGAUGGCAUUAUUCGGCGACCAAAACGUGAAAAACCUAAACCUGGUGAAAGUGGUAUAAUUUUAUUAGCCGAUGCACCAGAAGAUGAAUCAUAUACCGAUGAUUUGAGUGAUGCUGAUUUGAUGUUAAGUUGUCCACCUAGUCCGUGUAAUGUUGAAUUUGAAAAUGAUAAUAUUCUAAUCGAUGGAAAAUCUAGUUUUUGUAUAGUGCCUAAAAGAAAAAAGAUGAAAAUUCAAUUUGAUGAUUCUGCAACAGAAACAUAUGAAUAUCCAUCAGAAAAUUCAUUAAUGGAUGAAAGUUCCUUAUCAACAUCAACAACAACGCCAACAACAGCCAUUUCCACUGCCAAUAAUAAUAAUUCAAGUUUAGGAUUGACAUCAAAUAAUGUGUCUGCCGAAGCGGCACCAUCACCACUAGGUACAUUACUUCAAAAUUACACACCAAGUAAAGUCGUACUAAGUUCAGAGUAUUUUCAAUUGGGUGUAACACGAUCAUCAAAUUCGACUCCAACCACAGAUGGUCAAACGACAACAACCACAACAUCGUCAUCAAGUGCUACGUUAAAUAGUUUUGAUGAAAAUGAUUAUUUAAAACCUGCUAUGGAAGUUGAUAAUAUUACAUGGGGUUCAGAAACUGUUGCUGAUUUGUUAUUUUAAAGUGC